Molecule: messenger RNA, 2358 nt
Organism: Camelina sativa (false flax)
Lineage: Eukaryota; Viridiplantae; Streptophyta; Magnoliopsida; Brassicales; Brassicaceae
Product: subtilisin-like protease SBT3.7
Biological process (GO): proteolysis
Molecular function (GO): serine-type endopeptidase activity
Source: RefSeq, a predicted model, not a curated record
UCUCUCUCUCUCUCUCUUGGAAUGAGGAAUCACAGAACAUCAACCUUUAUUGUACUAACUCUGGUAAUAAUACUUAAUGCGCAGACCGGUUUUUGGGCGGGAGCCGGACCUGUGAGCAAGGUUCACAUAGUGUAUUUAGGUGAGAAACAACAUGAUGAUCCUGAGUUUGUCACGGAGUCUCAUCAUCGGAUGUUGUGGUCACUUCUUGGAAGUAAAGAGCAGGCCCAUGAUUCAAUGGUGCAUAGUUUUCGACAUGGCUUCUCAGGGUUCGCGGCCAAACUUACCGAGUCCCAAGCGAAGAAAAUAGCAGAUUCACCUGAAGUUGUUCAUGUCAUACCGGAUAGAUUCUACAAACCAACAACAACUCGGACUUGGGACUACUUAGGCGUUUCUGCCGCCAAUCCAAAGAAUCUUCUAAAUGAAACCAAUAUGGGUGAACAAAUGAUCAUCGGCAUUAUCGACACAGGAGUAUGGCCAGAAUCUGAAGUAUUUAAUGACAAUGGGAUUGGACCGGUGCCAAGCCACUGGAAAGGAGGCCGUGAAUCAGGAGAGGAUUUUAACUCCUCUCACUGCAAUAAAAAGCUCAUAGGAGCCAAGUACUUCAUCAAUGGUUUUCUUGCGACGCACGAAAGCUUCAACUCUACAGAAUCACUUGACUUCAUUUCCCCUAGAGGCUACAAUGGUCAUGGAACACACGUAGCUACCAUCGCGGGUGGUUCUUAUGUUCCCAAUACCAGCUACAAGGGCCUAGCUCGAGGGACUGUGCGAGGUGGGGCACCGCGUGCUCGUAUAGCAGUGUACAAGACUUGUUGGUAUCUAGAUGAUGAAGACAUAACGAUUUGUUCAGCCGCUGACAUCUUGAAAGCAAUGGACGAGGCUAUCGAUGAUGGUGUUGAUGUUCUGUCUCUUUCUCUAGGCUAUGAACCUCUGUACCCAGAAACUGAUGUUCGAGAUGGGAUAGCUAUUGGUGCAUUCCAUGCAGUAAUGAAGGGUAUUACUGUUGUUUGUGCGGCCGGUAACGCGGGUCCAGCGGCUCAAACGGUUACAAAUUUGGCUCCUUGGAUCAUCACAGUAGCUGCAACUACUCUUGACCGGUCCUUUGCUACACCUAUGAUACUUGGGAAUAAUAAAGUGAUAUUGGGUCAAGCAAUAUACACAGGUCCAGAAGUUGACUUCACUAGCUUGGUUUACCCGGAGAAUCCAGGGAACAGCAACGAAAGUUUCUCUGGUACAUGUGAGCGUCUUAUCAUCAAUUCUAAUAGUACAAUGGCGGGGAAAGUUGUGUUGUGUUUCACAGAAUCACCGUACAGUACUUCUGUAUCGAGGGCUGCACGUUAUGUUAAGAGAGCAGGUGGUCUCGGUGUAAUCAUUGCAGGACAACCAGGAAACAUUCUUCGACCAUGUCUAGAUGAAUUCCCUUGUGUUGCUGUUGACUACGAGCUUGGAACCAAUAUACUUUUUUACAUACGUUCAAAUGGAUCACCUGUAGUGAAGAUACAACCUUCUAGGACACUCAUUGGUCAACCAGUGGGUACAAAGGUAGCAAGUUUCUCAUCAAGAGGGCCUAAUCCAAUAUCGGCUGCAAUCCUUAAACCGGAUAUAGCAGCACCAGGAGUGAGCAUAUUGGCGGCUACAACCACCAAUACGACUUUCAACGACGGAGGAUUCAUUUUCUUGUCAGGGACAUCAAUGGCGACUCCUACCAUUUCAGGAGUUGUUGCGCUUCUCAAAGCUCUACACCAUGAUUGGUCUCCUGCUGCCAUAAGAUCAGCCAUCGUUACUACAGCUUGGAGAACAGAUCCAUUAGGAGAGCAGAUUACUGCUGAAGGGUCACCUCGGAAGCUAACUGAUCCAUUCGACUACGGUGGAGGCCUUGUGAAUCCAGAGAAAGCUACAAAACCUGGUCUGGUAUACGACUUGGGACUUGAAGACUAUGUACUCUACAUGUGCUCUGUUGGUUACAACGAGACAUCAAUCUCUCAGCUUGUCGGUAAAGGAACAGUCUGUUCCAUUCCCAAACCAUCUGUUCUUGAUUUCAACUUACCUUCCAUCACAAUCCCCAACCUGAAAGAUGAAGUUACUCUCACCAAAACCUUCACUAACGUUGGACCACUUGAGUCGGUCUAUAACGUAACGGUAGAGCCACCAUUGGGCAUCCAAGUUACUGUGACCCCAGAGACGCUAGUGUUCAACUCUACAACCAAACGGGCUUCUUUUAAAGUUAGAGUCUCGACCACACACAAAAUCAACACAGGUUACUACUUUGGGAGCUUGACUUGGAGUGACUCUCUGCAUAAUGUCACCAUUCCUUUGUCUGUGCGAACGCAAAUUCUGCGUUACUACUAUGAUGAGAAUUAA